Molecule: messenger RNA, 2922 nt
Organism: Ascoidea rubescens DSM 1968
Lineage: Eukaryota; Fungi; Ascomycota; Saccharomycetes; Ascoideales; Ascoideaceae
Exons: 1
Coding region: 1-2922 (973 amino acids)
Cellular component (GO): cytoplasm
Source: RefSeq, a predicted model, not a curated record
AUGAACUACAAUUACUACAACCAAAUCGACUCAGACGAGAACACCAACAUAUUUGGCGACAAGCCCAUAUCGGUCAGCAUUUCUGCUGUCGACGAUAUUAUAGAUGAUUACUUGGAGAUAAACCCCUGGUCAAACGACUACGACGACUUGAAGAUCAUAUCGACUGCAGGCAAAAAUGGCACUUUCCAGAACAUAGACAACAAUCACCAUAACAAUACAUACAACGAGGCCUACACCAACAUCAACCACCCUUCAAAAUACAUUCGUGCUGACACUGACGAUGACGACCGCCAUAAUGACACCAGAGACACCAACAAGCCUUUGCAGAAACCACCAUUAACAAAUACAACCAACACCAAUAUAACCACCACCAUCAGCUCCCUUGAUAGCACCACUACAACCAAUAGCGUCAAUGCCGAAAGUCCAAAUUUCAUAGAUAAUAACAGCAUUAAUAAUAACAAUAAUAAUCUCAAUUUCAUAGAUAAUAACACUUAUACAGAUUCAAAAAAUACCCCAAAUAAUGAAGGUUUCCACACCAUUUCUCCUGUCAACUCUCGGUCUGGUUUACAUCGCAUCAAGUCUAUUCAUAAAAGACCUUCUUCUCCACUAUCAAAACGAAAGUCAAUGUCUUCUCUCACCUCUCCAUCCUCAAAUAAUCUUACUCACCAUAAAAGAUCCUCAACCCUCAAAUCUCAUCCACUUCCUCCACUACCUUUUCUUCCUCUAUCCCCAUCUCAUUCUAAUGGUAGUUCCACUCUUAAAAACAACUCUUCCACUUCAUCUAUCACCUCUAAAUUCAUCAAACAGCUUCCUUCUUUAAGUCCGGCAAAACAACAAAACAAAUUCCAAAUCCAAACGUCCCCCAAACUUAUCUUGCCAUCAGUUCAAUUAUCUCAAACUUCAAACUCUUCAAUUCACUCUCAAGUUUUCUUAUCUUCUUUUUAUAAAACUAACCCAAUCAUUUUCUCCGUUUGCUUAGUAGACUUUAACCAUUCACGAGGCCCUGAAAUCGAAUACUGGAUUGAUCAAAAUGGUGUAAUCGACAUCAAUAACCCUGAUAAUUCCCUUAAUAAUCAAAACUUGAAAAAAAUAUCAUCAAUGUGGCCGGUUUUGCCUUUUCAAGCUUUACCUGAUGGUUCUCAUGAUUUUGAAGAAACCUUUUCCUAUUUUACUUUAUUGUAUGACGAAAAAAAUAAAAAAACUUUAAAUUCAAUAUGUGAAUCAAAUGACUAUACUUUCAAAUCCGAUAAUAAUAAUAAUAAUAAUAAUAAUAAUAAUAAUAAUAAUAAUAAUAAUAAUAAUAAUAAUAAUAACAACAACAACAACAACAACAACAACAACAAUAUGGAUAAUAACCUAAACCAUAAUAAAGUUUUAAGAUCCUUUAAUGAAAAUAUUAACACCCUAUUCGCAAUUGCUUGUAUAAGACAAAUUGAUGCUAAUGACUUACUCGUAAAACACCCUGGUGUAACAAGAUCAACUGUUCAAAAAUCUGUUGUAAUAAUACUAAGAAAACCAAUUUUCAAUCAAAUCAAGGAAAAAUUAAGUAUUAUAACAAAGGCUCUUUUUCUACAACAGGAUUUUACCGAUAAAAAAAUUCUAGAUUCAUUGUACGAAAACCUAGUGAGCCUCUACAAUAAUAGCAAUAACAAUAAUAGCAAUAAUAAUAAUAACAACAACAUUAACUCUGAUAAUGAUAAUACCAAUGACAGCUAUAUAAAUCUAACUUCACCACAAAAAUUACUUCCACCACCAAAUUCUACUUCAACCUCAAUCUCAAAUAUAAACUCAAAUUUGAAUGAAAGCGACUUUUAUUUCGGAUUAUCUUUAAGAGAAUUAAUCUUCAACUUUAAAAGAAACUCUCUCGUGAUCUUUAAAUCUCUACUAUUGGAAAAAAAAAUCUUAUUCUUUGGUAAAAAUAUCGAAAAACUAUGCAAUCUACAAUUAUGCUUUCUUUCUUUAAUUCCAGGUUUGUUACUAAAUUUAAACGAUUGUGGGUCUCCUUUUUUAUAUUUCAAUGAAUUUUUCCUUAAAAAAUCAAAUACCUUGAAAACUUCUGACCGUAAAAGUCUUUUGAAAUUUGUUGGUCUUCCUUUACAAUUAUUUGAAUUUGGCGGUAUCUUUAAUCCCUAUGUUCCUUUACAACAAUUAAUUGAUCUAACCAAUAAAAAUUUGAAAUUUUAUGUGGUUGGAAGCUCAAAUUCUUUGCUACUAGAUAACGCUACAAAAAAGAAAUAUUGCGACAUACUAAUUAACAUUGACACAUACUCUGUGGAAAUUUUAAAUGAAACCUUGAAUUCUCCUCUACUUUUAUCUUCUCUGGAUAAAAAAUUUAUUGACCUAAUCUAUGUAAAUGUCUCAAAAUAUUACAAUCCAAAAUCUUCAAAUUCUUCUUCCACUCAGGAUUCAAGUAACGUUUUUAAUAAUAAUAGCAACAAUAAUAAAAAGGCUCUUCUUGAAAGCAACGAUGGCAUAUCGGCUGGCUCAAAAUUUUCUGGAAGUGAAGAUUACAUAAGAUCAGCGUUUGAAGACUAUUUAAUUGGUUUAAUAUCAUCAAUCAAAUAUCAUAACUAUGUUAAAUUAAAUAAUAAAAGACAUUUCAAACAUUCUGAUUUGCCCAACUCAUUGAUACUUCCUAAUAUUGAAAACAAUAAUAUUAAUAAUUUUAGUUUUGCUUGGAUUAAAGAAUGGCUAAAAACAAAUAAUUAUGCCAUAUUAAAUAAACUAACCGAUGACGAAAUAUUUCUAAUAUUCGAACCCUUGCAUGUCGUGAUGUCAGAAAUCUAUCAGCAAGAGUUAACUAACGCCAACUUGACUAAUUCUUCUAUGAUAUCAAACUUUUUUCAAACAAAAUUCACCAAAAAUUUUAAAAAAUCACUGCAUUAUAAUCAACCGCUAAAUGAUGUUGAUCAUCAUAAAUGA